This is a messenger RNA of Plasmodium relictum, 387 nucleotides long. RefSeq names its product conserved Plasmodium protein, unknown function. The coding region runs from base 1 to 387 and encodes 128 amino acids. The transcript has a single exon. Lineage: Eukaryota; Apicomplexa; Aconoidasida; Haemosporida; Plasmodiidae. The record is from RefSeq and is a predicted model, not a curated record.
AUGAUAGAAAAUAAAAGCUAUAAUCAUUUAAAAAAAUUAGAAGAAGAGAAAAAAAAUUUGAAAGGAAAUAAUUUAAAUUUAUUAUUAGGAGAUCUAAAAAUGAUGACAGCUUAUGAAAUGUCUUCAGAAUGGAAAGAUACAAAUAUGAUGAAUGAAUGUUUUAAUAAUUUUUCAUGGUUCGAUUCAAGAAUUCUUAAAAAUAUACAAAAUUAUCUAAAUGCUGAUGAAGUAGAAAGAUCAAAAAUUGAUUAUGCCUAUAAUACUUUAUUCCCAAAGCCAAUUGAUAUAAAAGAUACAAAAUUAAAUAUGAUGUCAUUAUGGAUAAAGUCAAGAAUACAUUAUAAUAAUACUUUUUAUCCAUUACAGUUGUCUCCAUAUGAUAAUUAA